AUGGAAGGAUACGCCAGAGUCGCGCAUUUGAUGAGCCAGGAUGAGUUCGCCAUCCUGCGGCGGUUCAAGAGGCUGAACAUGCAGAACCUGCUGUAUCUGCAAGCAGAAAUAACGCAUCUGGAAUGUGAAUUGAGUGAUUUGGUCGACAGAGACUUGCGCAAUGUGGAAAGAGAGUAUUAUACCAAAGACUGGUGGUCGCUGAGUCAAAGUGAUGAAGAAGAGGACUUGGAACAAUGGGAAAAGUUCCAAGAGCUUAGGGUCAAGUUGGAAGCAUACAACGAAUCUCUGCUGAAGCAAAGCUAUCUCGUGAAGCUCUCUAAGCCGAGGAGAUACGAUCUCGACUUUCUUCGAAGCUGGUUUGAAAGGCCGGGAAUGGGCAAUUUCCCUCUUCUGGGUAUUGAUAAGGCAUCUUGGGAGGCUCAAUAUGAGGAUGAUCUGGUGGCAUUGAAACCUCGAGCUACAUCUGAUCCAUUCUCUAGAUGGUUCUGCGAGAGGAUUGUGCCAAGCUUUCACCACGUACUGGGCGAGAAGUUCAAAGAACCAGUGCGCGAGGCAAUUGGCACCGGCAUAUACAAUUAUGCUGAAUCGAGUCUCAUAUCGACUGUUCAAAUCCUGACAACCGUCGUCGCAUCGCUGUUGCCGCUUUGUUCGGUCGUUACGCUAUACAUCACAGAAUCCAACAACAUGCGGCUCGGAAUGAUUGUGGUCUUCUCAGCGUGCUUCAGCCUUGCCUUGGCUACCAUGACCAAUGCGAGGACUGUUGAGGUCUUCGCCGCCACGGCAGCGUUCGCAGCCGUCAAUGUCGUUUUCCUAACGAACAACCCGCCAUGUGGUACUGAGUUAUGAACUGGGUAUAUAGGAAGGACCGACUGCAGAGAGACGGAGGCAAGCAGUUGGCAACGACGCGGAUAUAUGACCAACGGUCGGAAAUAAUGCUUCACUCAAGUUAUAGUUGGUCUUCUGUCAGACCGAAUAGGAACCGUACAAGCAGAGUUCACACCAUUGCUAAACCUAAGCAACUUUGCGGAUACCGUACCUCAAGGUUAUAGCGGAACUUAAUUCGUCACGUCAUCAGAGGGACCAUUAGAGGACCAUCCAAGAGGACGCGAGGACUCAUGCUUGCAUGCGGUAG
Pseudomassariella vexata is the source of this 1132-nucleotide messenger RNA. RefSeq lists its product as uncharacterized. The coding region runs from base 1 to 846 and encodes 281 amino acids. The transcript is spliced from 4 exons. The record is from RefSeq and is a predicted model, not a curated record. NCBI's taxonomy places the organism in Eukaryota, Fungi, Ascomycota, Sordariomycetes, Amphisphaeriales, Pseudomassariaceae.